Messenger RNA from Guillardia theta CCMP2712, 3519 nucleotides. RefSeq lists its product as hypothetical. The transcript has 3 exons. Gene Ontology annotation, molecular function: protein binding. The record is from RefSeq and is a predicted model, not a curated record. Bases 1 to 3519 code for a protein of 1172 amino acids. Lineage: Eukaryota; Cryptophyceae; Pyrenomonadales; Geminigeraceae.
AUGCUUGGUACAAGUCUAACAAACUUGUAUUCCGUCAACCCCUCCUCCCGCUACGACGUCAGCCUCUGCGACGUGGUGGACGGCGGCCUCGAUGUGUUCUGGGACGGCGGCACGCUCUACCACCGCCGCAUGCUCAAGCCCGUCUGGCUCUACGUCGCCAUCAGCGCCGUCAGCGUCUACCUCGUGUCGGUCAUCGCGCAGAACAUCACCGCCCUGCUCCUGGGCGAGCCCGCCAGCGGCGGCACCGCCUCCGAGGGGGGCCGCUGGGCGUGGGCGGUGAGGGCCGCGGAGGUCACCGUGGUGGGCGGCGUGCUGGGGUGCUCGGUGCUGCCGCUGCUGGUGAACGACUCGCUGCUGCUCUGGGAUGAGCUGGCGUACGCGUGGUUCAUGCUGGCGUACGUUGCGUUGCACGCGGCCUUCAUGGCGUACAAGGUCAGGUUCGACCGCGACAACCGGGCGAGGCACUUCCUCACCUUCAACCUCAUCACCGGAAUCCUGCUGCUCCUCACCCUCUCCAUCUACAACACGCUUGCCAACCCCUACGUGGGGAUCCUGCUCGUGAUGCUCGCCAUGCGCUGCUUCUACAAGGUGCUCGACGUCUCCCUCGCCGAGCGCGGGGCCUGCCUCGACCUCGAGGCGGCCGUGAUGGUCUUCGACGCCGCGGGGAUGCUCCUCACCCACUACGUCGGCUUCCGCCGCAGCUUCAUGUUCGGUUUCGACGGGGACACCUCCUUCGUGAUCGUGUGUUUGUUCAGUUGGGGAUGCCUGGGUGGACACCAGUUUUCAAGGUUCUGUAGUGCAUCCGAUGCUUCGUGUUUCGGCUGCAUCGCAAAUUCCUUCGAAAAUCAGGAGUACAUAUCCGAUGUCACCGGUGUGAUAUACUUCUGUGAGUGCAAUUCCGGUGCAUACUUCGAUUCUUCGUCCGGUGUGGCCUGCCGGGUGUGUAGCUGCCCGCCGAAUAUGUAUGCAAGCACUCCUUGCCAGGAUGCGGCUGCGCCUGUGUGCAGCGACUGCACUAGCUGCUUCCCUGGGUUCUACGCUUCGUCUCAAUGUUCGUACUCGUCCAAUACAGGCUGCACGGCGUGUAAGGAUUGUGCACCGGAGAAUUAUCUGUCGGGUGGGUGCACAGGACCAGACGAUUCGGCAUGUACCGCGUUUAGGAAGUGUGGCGCGAAUGAAUACGAGACAAACGGUUGUAACGAGCAGCUGAAAGAUCGUGAGUGUGCCACCUGUCCAGGUUGUCCGAUCCCGGGCCAGUUCAGGGUGAAUUGUGGGGGUAAGUACUCCGGCGACUGCACCUAUUGCACGCAGCGGUGCAUUUCCAUCACCACGGUGAACAGGUAUACCCCCGACUGUCAGUCUACGACUUGCAGGCAGGCAGAGCCGUACUGCUCCUUACAGUCAGAGUAUGUGUUCUUGACUGCAUUCUCUAACUUCGACCGGGAGUGCCUCGGCAUGGACAGUUACAUGCAACAAUACAAUUACAUAGAGCAGGACACCCUCAUCAUGAACUGGGUGGAGGAUAUCCAGUGCAUGCUUCCUUUCAUCUCGAGCUGCGUAAGGCAGAGGGUGGAGGAUCGCGUGAUGGUCGUGAACGGCAUGACGUUCUCGAGGUGCAGCUGUAAGGCUGGGUACCGUGUGCAGAUGUACAGCGUCGAUGAGGUCGACCUGGCUUGUUUGAAGAGCGAGUUCCCGCCCGUGGUCACCGAGAUAGAUGGUCAGGAUGUCUCUGUGAUCCCCUAUUACUUUUGUAAGCGAUGCCCUCCCAUGACUUAUUCCGAGGCGAGUGACAUCGGGUGCAAGACCUGUCCCCUCGGGAGCAGCCCCAACGCAGACCAGACCUCUUGCGAGCCGUGCGCCCUUGGGACCAUCAACGUGUGGAGCAUCGAGAUGAACGCAUACGUGUGCCUGCCAUGCGAGCCGGGCACCUACCAGAAUGAGCGCAACCAAUAUCAGUGCAAGCCGUGUGGUUGGGAUCAAUAUUCGGGAUACGGUGAGACGAGCUGUCACUUCUGCCUGGGACCGGCGAAUCAUACAAGCGACCACGUUAAAUGUGCCCUAGUCUGCCAGGGUCGUUGCGAGUAUUGGAAUUCUACCACACAGAGCACCGAUUAUGUGGGACUGUCAGGCAGGACCCGCGUCUGUCCGGAUCUGAGUCCCUCCAGCACUUGCGUUGCUUGUGAUUCUGUGGCCUGUGCCACGGAUAGCCUCCGAGUGUUCGACGCUGCGUCGUAUACAGACAAGAACAUGAACUGCUCUAUGUGCUCGGGUGUGUUCCUCUCUGCCGACUACGACUGCGAGGAGGGUGUGUUUAUCAUGGAUACCGCCACCUCCUUGUACGGCUGCAGGCCUUGCCAGGCUCUCCCCUUCCAGAUGUGCCCGCUUGAGUUUGUGCAGAGGUAUAACUUCCACGGUGCCAUGGUGAGGUUUACGAGGGUGGGCUGCACCACUUUCGUCCGGGGGGUACCCGACAAUGUGCCCAAUUACGGUAGGUGUGUCGAUUGCAAGAUGGCAUUGUCGCAGCUUCCAAAUUCCUCCUCUCCCGCAUGCGGACUCUCGGAAUACAUGGAUGGGUGCGGUUGCCAGAAUCCCUCCGCGCUGAACGAUUCCGACUGUGUUGUGAGCCCGUCCUGCGCACCUUGCUUCGCCAACCCCCCUUCCAAUGCGGUCGUGAGCUUCAACGACAUGGACGUGAGCUGCCAGCUGGACUGCCUGCCUGGUUACACGGGUAUAUCCGUCAACGAUGUCUGUGUGGAUACCUGCAUUCUCGUGAGCUGUGACGGCACCUCGGUUGCAAUCCCCUGCCUCCCGCCGUUGUUGCAGAGGUGUGAGAGGUGUGUCAACGUCUACAACCGGCAGGACAGUCUGUACCGGCUCGGGACUUAUGACCACGGCAUGAAUUUCAUCGAUCGGAGAUACGGGCAGCGCAUGGCGAGUUUCGAGAAUCUGAUGAUCAUGGAUGUUACCCGGGUGGACAAUCGACUCUGUGUCAGGGGGAAUAAGUAUGUGGAUGAGCUUACAGGUGAGGGGGCGAGCUCUUAUUCUGAUCAGGAUGGCUUCAAGUUUCCCGUGCAGUGCUUCUGGGACGAGACUGAUGACACUCACAAACUAGCCUAUCGUGAUUCACUGCCGAGCAUGCAGCUCGAGAACAAGUUCGCACCCAAGGGCAGCCCGCAGUGGUACUCCGACAGCAUCACCUAUGCCGAGAUCCACAACCCGAAGGUUUCUGGGCUGGGUGAGACCUACAUCCGGAUGAAGCUCUUCAGCAAUCCCAAGACGCUGCACUUGCCCGACCUAAAGGUGUAUCCCACCGUGACGCUGGAGCGGUCGUGUGGGCUAGAUCAGAUGCAGCUCUGCGCCUUCAGCAGCACCUAUGUGGAUCCAACCAACUCCAAUGUCUCUGACCUUUUCGAUGGCGACCCUUCCACGGGCUAUAGGACGAUAAAUGUUGCCUUGCAAGACACCCUGCUGUUUGACCUUGGGGCGGCGAGGGGUAGGCAGGGGAAAGGGGGAAAGUAG